This is a messenger RNA of Patella vulgata (common limpet), 3130 nucleotides long. Its product is annotated as gastrin/cholecystokinin type B receptor. The transcript is spliced from 3 exons. Lineage: Eukaryota; Metazoa; Mollusca; Gastropoda; Patellidae. The coding region runs from base 2 to 859 and encodes 285 amino acids. Gene Ontology annotation, biological process: G protein-coupled receptor signaling pathway. The record is from RefSeq and is a predicted model, not a curated record. Gene Ontology annotation, molecular function: peptide binding; G protein-coupled receptor activity. Gene Ontology annotation, cellular component: membrane.
GAUGACUGUAUCAGAAAUUGUUUUUCAAGUUUGGAUAUUUGGUGAAUUUAUGUGUAAAAUAACGGGUUAUCUGCAAGGUAUCUAUGUCGGAGCUAGUGUAUUGACAAUCGUCUGCAUGAGUGCUGACAGAUUCGUUGCCAUCCGGUACCCGAUGAAAAAUCGUCAAAUUUUCACAGUAACCAAAACAAAACAGUUGAUAGGGAUCACGUGGUUACUCGCCAUUGCUGUAAUGGUACCGUUAAUUCUCGUGAGAAAAGUCGACCAUUACGACCUAGUGGUGAACGACAUGCCUAUAAGUUACUGUGUUGAACAGUGGCCUAGCCACAAUCAUAGACAAAUAUACGACAUAUUCUUGUUCUGUUUUAUUUACAUCAUACCGGGGACUGUUGUUUUGUUGUUGUAUUCACUCAUCGGGUGCAGAUUGUGGGUGAAAGAUGCACGUCUCGGUAGACAAAACUCUUACAUCACGAACGAGGCUAAAAUGAUGCUAAGCCGUAGACGUUUGGCUUUAAUGAUGAUCAUAAUUUCUAUUUUAUUUGCUAUCUGUUGGCUACCAUACUAUAUCCUGAACAUUUUGAUGGUCUUCAGUAACAGAAUAUCUAAACAGGUCAUACCUCUGUACCCGUUCGCCCUUCUGUUGGGUCAUUCGAACAGCGCACAGAAUCCGAUACUAUAUUGUUUCAUGCAUCGCAAGUUUAAAGAGUGUAUUGUGAGAAUUGUCAAGUGCCAAUGUAGUAAAAUCCGAUUUGAGAGACAGAUUACUAUAUCAAAAGGAUAUUCAAAUCAAAUGAGAGGUGGGGCAGAUGCGCCAUUUUUACCGAAACAAGAUAGUGUACCGCUAGAACAUCAACAGACAUAGAAAAGACUUAAAACCAGAAAUAAUCACGUUGUGAUAUGGACAAAUUUGAUAGUUUAGCUUUUCAACAAAAAAAAAAAGAAAAGAGAAAAAUGUACAAUAAAAAAUUUGAACGCUUAAAAGGCAAUGAAAAACUUGUUUCAAAAGUGGAUAAAAAUACUGUUCAGGUCAUUAUAUGUACAAUAUUGUUUAAUUAGUUUACGCUCACACUUAAUGCGCGUGUAUAGUGCCUCCAGCCCUGUCUGUCAGUCAAUUCCUUCACAUGCGGGGGGGGGGGGGAUAGUUAGCACGUGCGCGCUAUAUCAUAAGGUCUGUCAUUGAGUCAACUGGCGUAGUUUCGGUUCCCCGGUUUUACGUUUCCAAUCUCGUCCGUAUUUCUCCGGGUCCUCCGACUGCUAAAGAUCCCUACGCGCAUGCGAAUUAUUGCAAUAAAAUUGAACCAUGUUAGUCCCGAAAUGACCUAGUUUGUGUCGAGUGGACGUUACCCCCCCCCCCCCCUCUCUCUCUCUUUACCGUUACAAAUUACACGUGAUUUUUCUCUAUACGCAUGCCUGGAUCGAAACCAAGUGUAGCGAUAUGACUAGGUUCCCGAUUUGAAACGGUGCCUUACUUUGUUUAGGUUCUAAAAACGCGGUCUAAACUUUGAGAACCUCACUUUGUCUUGGGCAGUAUAACAGCAACUCUUGGGUUAGUUGUAACGUGUCCUCACAAUGAAUAAGGUUGUAAACACAUAGUGAUUGAGGAUUUGUUAUUUUGCAAUCACAAUUGUAAUCGUUCCUUCGUUCAAGGGGCUUAGCAUCCGCUUCCAACUAAGGUGAUAUCGCAGACAAAUGACAUAUAAUAAAACAUGUAUAGUUAUUCUAAUGACACCGCUGAUUCAUUAUGAGCUUCCAGUCAGUUUCAUAAUCAGGAAUAACUAAUAAAUAAACAUGCUACUGAAAUGAUUAAUUAAAUGUAAUGAACUUUCGUGGUCACCGAACUGUCAACACUCAAUUCCUUGUAGACACAAAGCAUUCUGAGAUAUCACGUUUUUUUUUUAGAAACAAGCGUUAAACAACCACGGUAGUAGCAAGAUCUCUUUUCGGCGGGCGGAUACAUUGAAUUUAGACUUCUUUAAUGUCCCAUGUAGAAAUGAUAAUUAUUACUCUGGGUUUCUGGGUGUAUUUCGUCUGAUUACCAUGGAUAUAAUGAGCGUGUACAAAUAUUAAAAUAUGUAAUCUGUUUCUAAUGGUCUAGGUUAGAACCCAAUUUAAAUGGACCAGAUGAGUUACUAAUUUGAAAGCUAUCGGCUUACGACUUCAUACAAUUUAAUUUACUAAGUUAGUGUACAACAAAAAUAUACGUUGUGUGUUGCACACUAUGAAAGUUCAUACUGAUCCACUGUCGGGCUUGUCUGUGAUGUCAGUCACCAUCAAUGGAAACACGAACAAACGAUUUUUGAACGCCCGAAAGGGUCACCGAACGUUAGGUAGAAUAUAGUCAGAAUAUUGGAAAUAAAGUACAGAAAACAGCUACAGGGAAAUAUUUGGACGAUGGAUAAACAUAAUUUACUGGCAAAAGAAUGUGUUAUGUUUAAUUAUGAAUAACCGGUAUAAAGAGCUUAUAAUGCUCAAGUUGUGAUAUAUUAUUAAUUGUAUAAAGUACAACAGACCGUGUAUAUAUAUCUGGUUGUAUAAUGUAUUUAUUUGAGUGUUCAUAUAGUCAUUUUAGGAUUUUAAGGUUUUUUUGUUAGAACCAGAUUCGCUCAAUAGCGACCUGUCGUAUUCUCGCCAAAUAGUAAUAUAAACCAAAACAUGUGUAAAUUAGAAUGUUGUUGUUUAAAUAUUUUUAACUCGUAUGCAAUAAAUCUUAUAUCAUAAUGUAUAGAGUAACCUGACAUUCCGCCUCCCUUCUAACGAUGCGAAAAUGUCAGUAUUUAUAACAUAUUACUUCCAGUAGCAAUUGAAAGUGCCGUGCAGUAGUAAUUUCCCGUCGUUAUUAGUACUUCGCGUCCCUGCAGAGUUUUUGUAUUUCCGAAAUUGAUCAACCGAAUCAAACUCAAAUUUUACACGGAUUCCACUGUAACUAUAUUUAAUCAAAUCUUGACAAUAUUCCUUACAAGGUAGAACAAUAAUUGCUUCUUUAAAUUACAUUGGCCGUUAAAAUUCCUGUUUGGUGUUUGACUGUCAGGAGAUGACCGGAACAGUGCUUAAUUUUUCCACUCACUCCUGGCUUUCGUGCAUCAAGGUUGCCAUAAAAGAAGCAGGGAAAGGAUAUCACAUUUCGAACUAAAUC